AUGCUAGUGCCGUAGAGUAUCAAAUCCUUGGUGAACCCAAUUCCAUCUGGAUCUGGUUCCUUCCCUUCCUGUCCUGAUUCGAUCUGAUCUGACCUCCUACAACCAUUCCAAACCUCCCACUCUCUGUUUCUCUCUGCUCAGUGUUCGUACUUUCCUUGGAGAUGCCAUCGGACGAGCGUGACGCUGUUUUCUCUCUCGAAUCGCCUGAGCUGGAGGAAGACGGCAGCGCCGGCGCCGGCGUCGGAGGAGGCGGAGGAGAGACUGAUUCCGACGAAGAAGAAGCUGCUAUGCCUGCCGAGACAAACGUCCCCGACGAAGAAGACGACGAUCACGAAUACGAAGAUCCGAACUCUCCGUUGGUCUCCGCCACCGUGACCGUCGCUCUCCCCGCCGGAUCCGCCGUACCAGUCGCCGCCAUCCCCGUCGAUUCCGACCCCAAAUGGCACCGUACGACGACGGAGAUCGUCCGUCCGAGACCACCACCGCCGAUGAUCGACGACUCGAGGCGUCUUUUCCAGAGGCUGUGGACCGACGAGGACGAGAUAGAGCUCCUCCGCGGGUUCCUCGUACAUCCUCCCGACACGGCGCCGUUUUACGAGCAGAUAAAGUCGAGGCUUCAGCUCGAGUUCAACAAGAACCAGCUCGUGGAGAAGCUCAGGAGGCUGAAGAAGAAGUAUCGUAACGUGAUGAGCAAGUUCAGCUCCGGUAAAGAGGUCGUCUUCAAAAGCCCUCACGAUCAGACCACUUUCGAUAUCUCUAGGAAGAUUUGGAACCAGUCCGGGAAGAUCAUUGGGUUCGAAGAUAACAGUGCGAUGGAGUUCGAGGAAACUAACAACGUUAAUGGUAAUGCGGCAAGUGUGGAGAUUGAUUCUGAGAACGUGAAAGUGAGUAGGAAACGAUCACGGUCGAGGAUAGGGAAGAUAGAUGAAGACAGACCUGUUUCUGUUUCUGAUGGGCCAGUAAUGCCAAAUGUUAACAACCUCAACGAGAAUGUGUCUUCUGCCUUUGGUGAGUUGAGUGAUGGAAGGAAUCUAGGAGGGUUGAUAGAGGAGACGGUGAAGAGUUGUGUAUCGCCCUUGAUCAAAGAGAUGAUGAAUGGUACAACGGGGAUGAUGAUGGCUGCGGUCGGAGGAUACCCAGGAGGAGGUGGUGGUGGUGCUCAUGCUAUGGGUGUGUUAAGCCCAAUGCUGAUGCCGUCGGUGAAUCCUCUAGGGUUUGGUGGAGGUAAUGGAGGAGGAGGAGUAGGGGACGAACGGUGGAGGAGACAGCAGAUUCUUGAGUUGGAAGUGUACUCGAGGAGAUUAGAGCUGGUUCAAGAGCAGAUUAGAGCCACAGUUAAUGAGUUAAAGACAAUGCCUAGUGGAGGAUGAUGAUGGCAUAAGGAAGACUGUAGUGAGGGUUCUUGUAAGGUCUAAGUUAUUAAGCAAGAUGAAGAAGUGUUGUGAUAUGGUGGUGAGGUAUAGUUAGCAAACUAUAAAACUAAUAAUCUGAGUGCUAAAUUUCUGAUGUUGAUGAAAUCUUUCUAGUUUAUUUUUUUCUUGAUUGGAAUCUUUUUAGUUUUGUCCAUUAGGGGGUGAGUGGUAGUAGUGGGGGUUGUGUAUAGCCUUUGUAUUAGCCUAUUAGAUUAUAGUUUUUGGUUCUCACUACUUCAACAAAAACAAGAACUUCUUAUAUAAAAUAAGCAAAUAAUUUAUGUGCGA
Messenger RNA from Raphanus sativus (radish), 1700 nucleotides. RefSeq names its product probable transcription factor At5g28040. NCBI's taxonomy places the organism in Eukaryota, Viridiplantae, Streptophyta, Magnoliopsida, Brassicales, Brassicaceae. Gene Ontology annotation, biological process: regulation of DNA-templated transcription. The record is from RefSeq and is a predicted model, not a curated record. Gene Ontology annotation, cellular component: nucleus.